AUGUAACGCUUCUCUAAUCGAAGAGGGUCUUAUUAUAUUGGUAAGCUCCACUUUUAAUGAUAUUCAACACUAGUUAUAUUACAUCGUGUUCCACUUUUUAAAUAUAAACGGACUUCAUUAUAUUGGUAGGUUCCACCUCUAAUCAUAUUCAACGAGUGGAUAUGUGAUUGAUGAUUUGAUGAUGUAUGUAUUUAUAUUAUAUAAAUAUAUAUAAUAUACACUUGUUUAGAAAUUAUUUGUAACAACAAAAUCAAAGAGAAGAUGACCACGUCAUCACCACCCCCGCCAACCGCCCCUUCAUCGACCAAUCCCUCGCCGAUACCUCAUUGGCCGCCGCCACCGUGGUCGACAUCCCUUUCCCUCAAAACACAGUCCCCGGAAUCCCCGUUGGCAUCGAAGGCACCGACAAGCUCCCUUCCCUAGACCUCUUCUUUCCCUUCACCAUCUCCACCGAGCACAUGCAACUCGACUUCGAGAAGACCCUCCAGACGCUUCCACGUGUCAGCUUCUUGGUCUCCGACUCCUUCUUCUGGUGGACCGUCGACUCCGCCGCCAAGUUCGGCUUCCCCAGAUUCGUCUUCUACGGUUUCGCUAACUUCCCCAUGGCGGUGGGCAAAGUCGUCGCCGAGAACCGGCUCCUGGAGGGGCCCGAGUCGGACACCGAGUUAAUCACGGUGACUCAGUUUCCUUGGAUCAAAAUUACUAAAAGGGACUUCCACGAAUCUUUUAGAGACAGUAGCGCUGAUGCUGCUCAACACGAAGCCUUUGAGUUCAACAUGAGACGUGUGGUGGCAACCGUCCGUAGCUUCGGCAUGAUCGUCAACAGUUUCUAUGAGCUCGAGCCAGUCUUCACCGACUACUGGAACACUGAGUGUGGCCCCAGGGCCUGGUGUGUGAAAGGACAAGAUAAAUUUCGUAUUAUAUAUUUCGCUUAACGUUUCCUAUUGAAAAUCAGACAAGGUGGUGGUGAUAGAUACUGUACAGGACGAGCCACGAGUGGCAUGUGGGAUAGGGCAAAUGCCGAAAGUCAAGUGUAUGGCUAUGAAUAAAACUGACUCAACUCAUCAUAUUAUCUUCCAGUGCAUAUAAAAACGAAUAUUUAUCAGUGAAAAAGGAAAAAGACAGAACGAAACCACAGAUGACAGGUCUAUGGUUUGAUAUUUGUUUUGUCGACUAUUGGAAUUGGCACUGUGUUCGUGCACCCAACGGCUGGUUUAUUGGGUUGGGUUCAUGCAAAAGCUCACAUGGUGCAAGGAAGAUAAGUUUUGUACAUUUUCUUUGGGCCUCAAGAAGAUUAUUUCAAUUUCCACAACACACAGAAAUAAUAAUGGGCUGGAGAAAGCAAGGGUGAACUGCCUCUUUGUAGCCUUGUAGGUUAAAACCAAGAAUGAGUCAGAGCAACAUAUGGGG
Prunus persica (peach) is the source of this 1410-nucleotide messenger RNA. RefSeq names its product UDP-glycosyltransferase 90A1. The record is from RefSeq and is a predicted model, not a curated record. The coding region runs from base 459 to 935 and encodes 158 amino acids. NCBI's taxonomy places the organism in Eukaryota, Viridiplantae, Streptophyta, Magnoliopsida, Rosales, Rosaceae. The transcript has a single exon.